ACCUGGGACGCUGUGACAACAUCAAAUUGAUGGUUGAAUGCGUUAAUCUCAUGUGAUUCCAAUCUACUGAAAAUAAUGGCCUUCCUUUUCUUUUUCAACUUUGGUCCUCUCUCCUCUUAUCUCCACGAAACCUUGCGAGCUUAGCUUGAUCGGAAAGCCUUUCUCUUCAAACUUCCCGCAACCCUUUCUACUGAAUCCAAUAUCAAUUCUCCGAAGUCAACAUUUGCUAUGGCUUUCCCCAACCGCCUCCUUACUCAUUCAACAUGGCGCCUCGUCGGCCUUGGCCUUACAACCACCAUCUUCGGUCUAGGAGCCCUGGCCAUACUCGCACCACCCGCUGCUGCAGAUUCUCUUGGGGUUACGCCCACCACUCCAGAAGGCUGCACCGUAACCGAAAAAGCAAUGGUGUUCCUUGGUAUACGUGACUUGGCCGCUGCAGCAGCGCUGUUUUGGUUCUAUCGUGAAGGCAAGACGAAGGAGAUGGGAGUUUUGACGACGGCGUGGACUCUUGUGUGUGUGACGGAUACGUGGGUUGCGAUGCAGGGGCCAAGAGGAUGGGACAAGGGGAUUUGGACACUGUGGGGGGGAGCGGCAGUCGUUGCGUUUGUGGGGCUGGGGCUGCUCCAGGCGGGAGGGUAGGGGGCGAUGUGGUGGUGAGGAGUUCAAAUCUUGGAGUAGAAGCAGGCAAGGCAGUUCACGUAGGGGGGAUGGUUCCAGCUUCCUGAUCUACAUAGUCCCCAACUGGGCCGUGACACCAGUGACAGCUCAAGUUACGCUGUAAGUUGAACUUGACUUGAAUGUUAACUGAAUCGGGCUAGACCCCUGUGCCCUCUGAACUCCCCCUCACGGCAUGGACAGCA
Messenger RNA from Fusarium redolens, 860 nucleotides. RefSeq lists its product as uncharacterized. NCBI's taxonomy places the organism in Eukaryota, Fungi, Ascomycota, Sordariomycetes, Hypocreales, Nectriaceae. The transcript has a single exon. The record is from RefSeq and is a predicted model, not a curated record. The coding region runs from base 229 to 639 and encodes 136 amino acids.